Molecule: messenger RNA, 744 nt
Organism: Rattus norvegicus (Norway rat)
Lineage: Eukaryota; Metazoa; Chordata; Mammalia; Rodentia; Muridae
Gene: Plac8
Product: placenta associated 8
Source: RefSeq, a predicted model, not a curated record
UUUGUAGGAAGACUCAACCCCAGACCACAGGACCCGUCCUGUCCAAACCUUUUGAACUACGAGGGAUUGUGACCGGAUCACCGGGCUGCCUUAAGAGUGCACCGAACCUGGUCUUUGGAGACCUCGAGUUGAAGAUGGCUCAGGCAGCAACAGUUAUCGUGACUCAACCUGGAUUUGUUCGUGCUCCCCAAAAUUCCAACUGGCAGACCAGCCUGUGUGAUUGCUUCAGUGACUGUGGAGUCUGCCUCUGUGGGACCUUUUGCUUCACUUGUCUUGGAUGUCAAGUGGCAGCUGACAUGAAUGAAUGUUGUUUGUGUGGAACAACGGUGGCGAUGAGGACUCUCUACCGAACCCGAUACGGCAUUCCUGGGUCUAUUUGUGAUGACUACAUGGUCACCCUCUUCUGUCCUGUUUGCUCUGUGUGCCAAAUCAAGAGAGACAUUAACAGGAGGAGAGCCAUGAACGCUUUCUAAUGAGCUGGAUGGCGAGAGCUCCGCUGAAGCAGCUGAAGUCAGCACACGCCCUUCAGCCCGAGCCCUUCAGACACCUUUGGCAACUGGGAUAAGAUGGACACAUUUAAUUACAGAAUGGUGGGAGCUUUCUAAUCGGGCCUUUGGAUUGAUUUUAAAUGGAUGCCACUCCUUGACUUGGUUUCUCGUUGCUCCCAUCAUCAGAUAUUCCGGCUUAUAAUUUUUUACAUUACACUUUAAAUGUAAACCAAAUAAAAAGAUUUUGCUAAGAAGA